This is a messenger RNA of Rotaria socialis, 963 nucleotides long. The record is from the annotation of a GenBank genome assembly. NCBI's taxonomy places the organism in Eukaryota, Metazoa, Rotifera, Eurotatoria, Philodinida, Philodinidae.
AUGACAGGACCAGUACACCAAUUUACUCGUCAACAUAGUACAACAUCAACUAAUUCAAAGAUGGAUAAAACUUAUCCUUCAGAAACUGGCACUUCUGAAACUGUUAUUGAACAGGUUCAAAUUGAAAUCAUACCUGAUGAUGGUCAUCAUGAAGAAAAAUUAUUUUCUAAACGAAAAAAUACGUCAAGUGAUCAUGAUUCCGGCGCGGAAGAUAUUGAGCAACAAUUGGACGAUAUGUGUAUAAGAGAUGAAAAUGAUCAAGAAGAUCAAUCAUCAGAAAAUUCUUUCGGACCCCGUCAUGAUGAUGGUUUUUACGAUGAUGAAACUACACAUAAUUCAAACCGUUUAAUUAUGCAAAACGAUGUUGAGCUUGCGAAACGUAUUCCUGAUGAAAUGAAAAAAGAUCUUUGUGCUGAUACAAGAGUAGCAUGCCAUGGUGAAUUUGCUCGACUUAUUUCAGUGCCAUUAGCACUACGUGACCGACAUCAUUUUCGUCUUUAUGCUGCAGAAGAAAUUAUCAAUAUUCCAUUCAUGAAUUUACCAUAUCAAUGGUCGAAAGUUGAUAACGCUAAAGCUCAGUUCAAGUGUCCAAACGAGCGUUGUCGACAUGUAUGGACAUCAAUGCGAGCACGCAUUUUAUUUUCAGUUACUUCACCAGAUGAUGGGUGUAUUGUACUCAAAAUUUUUGGACAAAAUUGUCAAUCUUGUCGUACAUACUCUCAAGCUCUCUGGUAUAUCGACGAAAUUUGUCGAGUAAUGAAAAAUUUUGCCUGUGUAUUUUAUGAAAAUUAUUAUCCUGAUAUGUUGGAUGAUCCUUAUUUACAAAAUGCAGGAUUAGUCCAGAAUGAUCAAUUGCCAGCUAGUGUAAAACGUCAUGAUCCUUAUCAAAGAAAAGGAAAAAUGUCGGCACCACAUGUUAAAGAAUAUUGUGAAGCUUGUCGACAUGGAAUAUGCUUCAUUUAA